AUGGCUAUUAACAACCGCCCUCUAGCAUACGUUAGUGACGACGAUUUGGACGAUGCAUUAACGCCGCAUCAUCUAAUACACGGUCGUAACGCAUUUAAACAAGCGAAAGCAAUUGAUUUCGUUCCUACUAUGGACCUGGAGAAAUGUAAACGUAGAUUGCUUCACGUGCGAAAGGUAUUGAGAGACUGUUGGGCAAGAUUCCGUUGUAGCUAUCUGAAUGAACUGAGGCAAAUGAAUAUAUAUCGGAAGACAAAAGGUGAAAAUACACGGCGUAUUAGCGUGGGGGAUGUCGUUCUAAUCAAGGAUGACGAACUUUCGAUGCGCACUCAGUGGAGAAUGGGGAAAGUGUUGGAGUUAGUGAAAGGUCGCGACGGUCAGAUAAGGGGAGCCAAGCUCAAGGUACUCUCCAAGAAGGGAAAACAAACGGCAGUGUUUCGUCCGCUUCAAAGAUUGAUUCCUUUUGAAAUCAACGAAAAUCACGACUGCAUGAGUGAACAGCAACAGAAGGAAUCUAACGAUAGUGUUGAUAAAGACGAAAAUGUGAAUGAACCUGCUGCGACAGUGAACGAGGAAACCAGUGCGAAAAGGCCAACGCGAAAGGCAGCAGUAGAAGGACAAAACUUGCGACGCCUUCGAGAACAAUAUAAUUAA
Messenger RNA from Paramuricea clavata, 651 nucleotides. Lineage: Eukaryota; Metazoa; Cnidaria; Anthozoa; Malacalcyonacea; Plexauridae. The record is from the annotation of a GenBank genome assembly.